Molecule: messenger RNA, 1072 nt
Organism: Hippocampus comes (tiger tail seahorse)
Lineage: Eukaryota; Metazoa; Chordata; Actinopteri; Syngnathiformes; Syngnathidae
Product: cell division control protein 42 homolog
Exons: 6
Coding region: 16-702 (228 amino acids)
Biological process (GO): small GTPase-mediated signal transduction
Molecular function (GO): GTP binding; GTPase activity
Source: RefSeq, a predicted model, not a curated record
CGGGAUAUAAACGCAAUGCAACUCACAUUUCCUGAUUCCCGCGCUGGCUCGGAAACUGUUGGCGAAAAGUACUCGAACGCAGCACGACGCUUUUCUGCGUUCGGCGGUUUAAAGUCAUCAAGGAAGAUGCAGAGCAUCAAAUGCGUGGUGGUGGGCGACGGCGCCGUGGGCAAGACCUGCCUGCUCAUCUCCUACACCACCAACAAGUUCCCGUCGCAAUACGUCCCCACGGUGUUCGACAACUACGCCGUGACGGUGAUGAUCGGCGGCGAGCCGUACACUUUGGGACUCUUUGACACGGCAGGCCAGGAGGACUACGACAGGCUGCGGCCGCUAAGCUACUCUCAGACGGACAUCUUCCUCGUCUGCUUCUCUGUCGUGUCUCCUUCGUCCUUUGAGAACGUCCGCGAGAAGUGGGUGCCCGAGAUCUCCCACCACUGCCCGCGGACCCCCUUCCUGCUGGUGGGCACGCAAGUGGAUCUGAGAGACGACGGCAACAUGCUGGAGAAGCUGGCCAAGAACAAGCAGCGCGCGCUGAACGCCGAGAUGGGCGACAAGCUGGCACGGGAGCUCCGUGCCGUCAAAUAUGUUGAGUGUUCGGCGCUUAAGCAGAGGGGCCUGAAGAACGUGUUUGACGAGGCCAUCCUGGCAGCCCUGGAGCCUCCCGAGACCAGACCUAAGCGACAUUGCGUCCUGCUCUAACACGCAGUUCGGCCUGGACGCAGACGGUCAGGUGAACCUUGGCGGGUGGGGCUUGCUGGGUGGGGGGGGCUUGCUGGGGGGGCGUGGGCUUUAGCAUAAGGCGUGACACACGUGGAAGUGGCUUUGUUGUCUUUGCCACCUGGGAAACAUUUGCCUCAGAAAAACUCUGACCACACUUCACUCAACUUGCCAUCUUUAGGCUUUGUUCAUCUUCCAAAGCCGCAUCUGUGCGUCCAACAGGAUUGCCGCGUGAACGCAAACAGAAUUGAUUGAAGACGCAUGCGGACGAUUCUCAAUUUUUAAUCCAAUACGAUCCAUCGUUAUUCAUAUAGCUCCCUCACGACAGCUGCAGCUGUAACAAAGCGCUUUA